This is a messenger RNA of Acaulospora morrowiae, 366 nucleotides long. The record is from the annotation of a GenBank genome assembly. Lineage: Eukaryota; Fungi; Glomeromycota; Glomeromycetes; Diversisporales; Acaulosporaceae.
UUUGUACCCCUCACAUUUGAAAAGCAAACUUGUGGUGGUAGAAAUAUUGGAGCAAGUUUUCACACACCUUCUGAUCGCUUACCAGAGAAUGAUCCAGAGGAUAUUGAUCAUGAAAAAAAGCGUCUUCUUAAAGGUGUGGUUCCCGAAACGGGAAACAUCAAGGGACAUAUCAAACAUGCUCCAGGUUGGAAUGCAAACUUGGCCUCAGAAAGUGAAGCUGUGAACUUCCAAAAGAUUAAAGCUGAACGCGAACCAAAUCCACCAACAAUGGAUCAUCUUCAAAGAGAAACCAUCUCUUACUUGCACGAUUUGCACGAACAUCACGAUGAGGGACGUAAUGAUGAUGCGAAGAAACGUAAUGAUUGA